GUUUGAAGCAAGGCUUUGCAUUCAUCAGCAAAAUGACUCAAUGUUUCUUGAUUACUGCUGCUGUUUUUAUGAUAGCUGUCUUUUACCGCCUGUCAUUGCGUCCUCAAUGACGUUACUUUAUGACGUUACAUUAACGUUGAAGUAACGAUAGCUAGAUAACUAGCCAUCGUUAGCUACCUAGCUAGUUGGUCGACAUAAUAGGAUAUGUGUCCCGUCGGCUGAGAUGCUGGUGUAAAACAUGUGAAAAGAUUUAAUAGAUCAGUGCUUUUUCAGGUUCAUUUCGUACCGGCUGAGGUACAAUGCAAGCAGAGUUCAAUAAAGCCAAGUUGUAGACUCCUCAGAAAAAUAACUCAGUUUGAGAUGGGGUAGAAUAAAAUGAUUUAAAUGUCGAACAGAAACACUGUGAGAGUGAAUUUAUACAAUAAUCUGCUUGUGACAGUAACUUCUUGUUCUGUCAUACAUGCCACGCCCUCUUCUGGUCUUCGACAUGGGUUAAGCCUACGCCUCGUGCCAGAGAAUUGAUUUGCGUCAUUGGAUCAUUUCAUCACCCUCUGGUGCAUUUGAAUAUGGCUUGUUUUUGCUCUUCAUGUGAGGCGAUUAUGGUGCCUGGAGACACCCAUGACAAGUGCUGCACUUUUCAAAUCUGUUCUGCUCUUGAUUCAUGUGCGGCUUGCGUCGACCUCCCGUCAGGAGAGCUGCGCGUCAGAGAGGCUGUCCUUCCGUGGGUCAGAGAACUGGUCGGGCAGACCAGUGAACCCAAACCGGUCCGUCGAGGGUGAAGGGGAGGGCAUCAUCUUAACCCAUGAAACCGUGGGAACAAUAUGAUGAGUCGGUCUUCAUGAAAGAAGGCACAGCCCUUCUGUUUCAGUGGACAGUGGCCAAUGUCAGACGACAAGGAGGACGCGGACCCUCAAGAGAAAGAGAAAACACUUUGUGGUCUGUCGAUGAGCUCAGAGCAAAGAGAAGGAUACGCCCAGUCACGGUCUGCCCCAAGAUGCAGGACCUAUGGGACCAUUCUACUGGGGAUAUGGAGGCCCCAGCUUCUAUCAAGACUAGCGGAUGUGUACAAGCCGAACGCCAAAGUGGCGGGAGUCAACUUUAUUCGGCGCCUCUCAGGCAUUGAUUGUGCUUGUCACCAACCACCUCCCCGUGGUCUAUGGGGAAGCAGGCGCUCCCGGACGAACAUUCCUGGUUUACGUCCCUUAUCUGCUCUAGUACAAGCUAAUAAUCUCUCCUUGUUAGUGGGCUCGAUGGACAGGAACCUUUGUGACAAGGAAUCGUUGUCCGCUGAUGAGAUCCACAUGGUCCAGGUCGCUAUGGCUGCUUUGCUGCUUCAUAGUGCCGGCCUUCAUGAUAGACAGAGGAAAUGGAUGCACACUUUUACAAGUGGCGGCGUGGAACAUGUGGUUGGGCCUUACAGGACUGGGGAACAGUGAGAGACAGGUCCUCUGGAGUACCCAUAACAGAAGAUUCACUGUACGGUGAGGGUAACACCAAACAUGGGGAAAGAUUCAAAGGUUCGAGGAAGACUUUGGGACAGUUGUCUGGCAUGUUGGGCCUGAUGUGCCAGAGCCGCUAACCUCCCCCCUUCAAGUGAGAUGGUUUGUGUGUUACAGUGGUCAGUCCACUGGGAGGGUGGUGACCACACAAUGUUUGGCUCAUUGGAUCAGUGGAGUUAUCUCCAGAACAUAUGAGGCCUCAGCAGAUGAGCCCCCUGACAGGUUGACGGCCCAUUCACCCAGGGCGAUCUCUUCGUCACAGCCUUGUUUAGAGGUGUGUCCAUGGCGGACAUUUGUGAAGCUGCAUCUUGGUCUUCAGCUUCUACUUUUGCUUGAGCUUAUAUCAGAGAUAUGGCGUUCCUACAGACAGUCUCGGAUCCACCCUGAGAUGGAUCGGGCUGGUUCUUCUAUCGAAGGGUUCUGAAUCCGGUUGGUUCUUUGGUUGAGGGCCAUUCUGGAAGGGAACACAUCUUCAUGGUCUUCGCUGUGGUUUCAAUGGAUAUUGAAGCCUGUUAGAAGGCGUAGCACGUAUGACAUUGACAUGACCUGAAUGUAACUUCAGUUUUGUGAAUAUGUGAUUAGCCAGUCCGCCCAGCAGGAGCCGUUCUUUCUCUGAGUUUCUAAAGGGAGACCAGCAGUGGGGAACAGGGGGUUUUAUUGGGAGAGGUGGAGCCUACCUGGAUGGAGAGUGAAGCGAAUCAAUUCUCAGGCACAAGGUGGAGCCUCAGAGUGGAUUAACCAAUAGCGAAGCCUGUUCACUGUUAACGCAGAAAUGUUGAUUAUUUCCAGCUUCUCUUCUGUAGAAACUAUCUACCCUGAAAAAUAGAAAGCCAAAGCCGUAGUCAUUCCAAGCCAUGAAUGCUAAGUGUUGCUGGUGUCACAUUUGUGGAAAGGAGUUGGAGAACGCCAUACCGGAUCACCUUGAGCAACUUCUGCCUGAAGGCCACAGCCAUGCCCUAUGUCAUUACGCACCACUGGAGAGAGGUUUCACCGCCUUCAUAAAGCUCCAACUUAGCACCAGAGAAGAAGCAGAGACAUGGUUGGAGGACUUCCAAAGGUCCUCAGGAGUGACACUAAGAGUUGAAAAAACCUAUCCUGUUACUGAGGAUACAACACGACGCAAUGGCUACAGAGUUGACAUGAAAUGCCAACACAGCACCAAGCAGAUGGGAUCCGGUGAGAGGAACACACAGUGUCCUGCUGGGCUCUACCUGGUGUUAAAGAAAAGCAGGCACAGUCAGAACAGGAAGUCCAGAUCCAGUGAUGCUCAUAUUCAACAGGGUUUUUUGCUGCACGUCACCAUAAAACAUCACCACAACCACCAGCUUGCCAGUGCCAAGGACUUACCGCUGCAGGAUGUGGCCAGAGAGAAACAGGGGGAAGUCUUACAGACUCGUUCUGAGAUGACGCCUCCUCAGCUCCAAAGUGAGCAGCUUGAAGGUCGACUCAGAUCCAUGUUCGAGGGCCUCAUGGACAAGCUGAAAAAAGACAAGACUUUCCAAGCCCCAAUUGAAUCCUUUGUGUCAAACUACGAACGAAUCCACUCUGACAGCAGCCUCAUUCCAGCACUGUGCGCAUUUGGUGAGACCAGGAGUGCAGCUGCGCGUCACAACAAAAUGCUGCCAAGAAAGGUUCUGCAAAUGAGCACGGAAACAGGUGUGCAGCCCACAGCUAUUGCUUGCCGAAAGACUCUGCUGGAGGGCAGACCAUCCCUCAUCUCUGGUAGACCUCCAAAAAGAGCCUGGAGGGAGCAGAGCAAUGGGAAGGUUGAAGAGAGGAGCGGUGCACCACACUCCCGUGGCCAGUGUGUCUCCGUAGGUCAACAUAGCGACUACAAAAUACAUUUUUUCAAAUAAAGUUCUAUUUUACCAUGUCUAUGGUUUAAAAUCUACCUUCUUACACAAUUCUGGUAUCUAGUAGCUCUGCACAGCAAGUUAACAAGUUGGAGCACAAUACUUAGUCACACACACACACACACACACACCAACAACUACCCAUUCUAUCUCUUGCCAUAAUAUAUUAUGUAUAUUGUGUAUAUUUAUGAUUAUUUAUUUACAUCCCUUUUUUCCCCCUUUAAUAACGUCUUUAUGUUAUCCUGGAAAAGGUAAUGUAGUUUUGAAAGGGAGUAUUCUACUCAGUAUUCUAAAGGUCAACCCAGUUAUGACAGUGAAGUCUAAUGAUGGAGACUUUUAUGUGUCUCAUUCUCGUGUGUUGUGAUUUAUCAUCUCGCUGCGUUACUCUGCAUUUAUAUGAGGAUUGUGUGGGUGAGGGUGGAUGAUGGGAAAUUUUAUUGAAGAUUUUAUUGAGAUUUUACGGUCCAGAACAAGACUUAUUCAGUGAAAUCAGUAAUAUUUCAGUCAUAUUGUGGUGUCAAGAGGCCCGUGUACACUUCCUCUAUUGUACGCUAAUGGAAAUGGGUGAUCGGCCACACCAUUAUCAUUCAACAGGUUGAUUAAAUAAUACGCAGUUAAUCAGAGGGAAUUAAGGAUGGAACAUCGAAGUGAGCAGUGAAGUAACAUUAACAAAAUAAACAGCAAUUUGCCUUGGCGCAUGCGCAUUUUGCAAAACGGAAGUCAGCGUCUCCAUGGGUAACGGUCAACAAGAGCGUAAAUCUGUCGCUAUACUUAUGAUGAAAAAAAAAACCCUUCUUUGAAGUUGGUCAAAGGAGAGGCAUCUAAUAGUUUUCUAUCAAUCACCCGCUUCUCUGAAAUGCAAGCAUUAACUAAACAAGCUAUAUGUCGAUGAAAUGUUUAAUGCCCGAGCACUUGGCUAGUUUCAAAUAGCAUGCUAACUGGAAUCAUAAGAUGUAAAAGCUGUUCGUUAACAUGAAAAGUCAGGACUUCGAAACUCUCGCUUACACGGAGAGUCCGAAAACAGCGAAACGGACAACAUUCCAGGAUGAACUCCAGGCUGCUGUGUCCGCCAGAAUAAAGAGAGCUGACAAUAAUUCAUAUCCGGAUGACUUCGAGAAUGAGGAGGAGGAGGACGAGUUUUUAAAUGAGCUGCUCCAGUCAAGGAAGCAUCGGUCAGAUGCAUUUAAAGCAUCAAGAAACAGACCCCAAAUCAAUGACUUUGAUUUAUCAGAUGAUGAAGAGAAGCACGAGAAACCAAAACGAGUGUCCUUCCUCAAAACUGCAAGAAACAAGUCACCUACCCCAGACACAGAACUACUGGAGCCGUGUGAUUCUGCGGGCUUGCCCGUCGCUGGACAUAACAGCCUCAACUGUGAUUUCAAACCACACUCAGAAAAUGCCAGUGGAGAUGGAAAACAAAUUGGAAGUGAUCGGUUGGAGUCUAACAGCCCAGAAUAUCGGAGGUCAUUGAAAUCUGAGAGUGAAGUGGAUGAGGCAGUAGAAACAAAUCAUGAAGAAAGGCCACCCACUUGUGAUAAUGAACAAAUUUCUUCAGAGGGUCUGAGCUUGGCGCCGCCAAGGCCCAAACCACGACAGAGAACUCUGGUCGAUAACCAGCAUGCUGCAGAGAAAACGUUCGAUAUACUGGACUCUCAGGACUCUAGCAGACCGCAGACGUCCACUGAAUCCCCUGAUGCAUCGAGCACCGUGCCUCAAAUCUCGUCUCCUGACAGGAUCACAGCCAGAAGCUGCAGCCCUCACUGGACAGAUGAGGAAUCCGCGUCAGAUACAAGCACAGCGUCUCAACAAAUGAACUGUCCAAGAGUUGAUCCUGAUUUAUGCCGAGAAGGAUCAACUCUUGAAGGGAGCAAGGUGCAGAGGAACAAUUCAUUUGAAGUGACCAUGAAUCAAUCCUCUGGAAAUGUCACAUUUGAUCUUGGAAAAUCUCGUAGAAGUGUGCGGCCACAAUCCUCUCACAAGUUCAACAGCAUUGAAUCCAAGUAUUUGGGUUCUCUCAAAGUUUUGGACUUAAAGGUACCAGAGGAUUGUCCUCCACAAGAAGCGGAUUCCCUGAGGGCAACUAUUUAUCAGGAGUGGCUCCGGAAGAAAGAGGAGAAGUCCAAGGAAAGUUUGGAGUUAAUGAGGAAGGAGAGGAUUCUGAGGCAGGAAAAGAAGAAGGAAGAGGAAUCAAAAAGAGCGGAAGCCACUGCCUCUUAUGAGGCCUGGAAGCAAAAGAAAGCAGAGAGUCUCAAAGCCAGAUUCAGAGAGAAGCAAUCUUUGAUCCAAGAAGAACAAAAAAAAUUGGAAGAAAAUGAAAAGAAAAAGAAUUCUGCGAAACAGAUGUUUGAACGAUGGAAGGCGGAACGAGAUAAUAUCCUCAGAGAAAAGCACAGAAAGCAAAAAGAAGCAGAGAGAAAAUGCCAGCUGAAGAAACAGGAAGAAGAGGAGGAAAGGAUGAGGAACAGCAAAUCUGCUUUUUCUAGCUGGUAUGAAAAGAAGAAACAUGUCAUCCACCAACGGGUGGCGACAGAACGCAAGCAAGGCAGGAACCAAGCAGAGGAGGAUCGCUACAUGAAAGAGGAGCGCGAUAAAAACGCUAUAGAGGUGUACGAGCAGUGGCUGGUAAGGAUGGCCAGGAAAGACCUGGAGCAAAGAAGAAGAAAACAUGAGCGACAUAUCAGAGAGAUAUUGCAGGACAGUCCUCCUCCACCCUGGAGCCCUCCAAACAAGACCACAUCAACAAGAUAGCAACUAGUGUGUCUCGUAUAGAAUCCAGUUUCAAUUGUUAUUUAUGAUUUUAGGAUUGAGGGUUGACAAGAUGUGUGCAGGUGAGGGGGUACCUAUUGCUGAAUACUGGUUCUAGGAAGUACAAGAGGAAGAGUGCAACUUUCAUCUGGAUUUCCAACAAAGGGCUAAGAAAUGAGUGUGUCCCCCACACACUUCUGUUUGUGCUUCUGUUUUAUGUGCCUGUGUGUGGGGAUGUAGUUUGUCAACUGUAAGUCUGAGACUAUUGCUCUCUCAGGGAUAUGAUCUGAUGCCUUUUGUGCUGUAGAAAAAUCCAAAGUCCCGGUUUGAUCGUCGAAUGUGUUGUUUACUUAGGGACGGGCGUUAGUCAGCAAUGUGUUUUUUGGGAGGUUGUAUGCCGGUUGUAUGUGCACCCUGAGAUGCAUUCAAUUACAGUCUCAAAACAAGCAUACGAAGGUGGUUGCAAUUGAAUUGAGGUUGCUUGUGUUUGUUGCGUAAUUGGGAUGUGGCACUGUAGUUCAUCUACAAAUCCUUCUGGUUCCACGCAUUCAAUUGCAGACCAGGAGAGCCAGCAACAAAACAAAAACAGCUAAACAAAACACAGUAAAGGGCAACCUGAGCUUAGUAGUAGUAUAAGUACUUUGAUGCUGGAAACUCAGUGAUUCUAUGAGUAGUUCAAUUCUGAUCAGCUAAGCUUAUUGUUUAAAAACAAAGCUCUGUGAGAUGAAAAGCUACGCUUUGGUCUCUACACUCAUCGGCCUCAUUGGUGUUGUGUUCUGACUGAAAGAAGGUGAGUUGCUGUGAGUUAACUAAAGGGAAAAUUGACAGCAGAACUCAAAUGUUCAGCUGCACUCUGAGGAAUAUCUUGGAAAUGGAAUUCACUAUUGUGGGUCAACACAUGUGACCUGUGCCAGCAAACUACAUUUGUUAAGUCUUUCGUGUGACAUUGAUUUAUUUUUGUACUGUUUUGUAUAUGCAUAUAUAUUUGUAGUGAAACUGCAAAUAGAUAUACAAAUGCAUAACUAAUAAAGUCAU
This is a messenger RNA of Synchiropus splendidus (mandarinfish), 7132 nucleotides long. RefSeq names its product microtubule-associated protein 9-like. Gene Ontology annotation, biological process: mitotic cytokinesis; regulation of mitotic cytokinesis; mitotic spindle assembly. Bases 4325 to 6100 code for a protein of 591 amino acids. Gene Ontology annotation, molecular function: microtubule binding. Lineage: Eukaryota; Metazoa; Chordata; Actinopteri; Syngnathiformes; Callionymidae. The record is from RefSeq and is a predicted model, not a curated record. Gene Ontology annotation, cellular component: astral microtubule. The transcript has 16 exons.